AUGGCCACCACCAGCACUACGGGCUCCACCCUGCUGCAGCCCCUAAGCAACGCCGUGCAGCUGCCCAUCGACCAGGUCAACUUUGUAGUGUGCCAACUCUUUGCCUUGUUAGCAGCCAUUUGGUUUCGAACUUAUCUACAUUCAAGCAAAACUAGCUCUUUUAUAAGACAUAUAGUUGCUACCCUUUUGGGCCUUUAUCUUGCACUUUUUUGCUUUGGAUGGUAUGCCUUACAUUUUCUUGUGCAAAGUGGGAUUUCCUACUGCAUCAUGAUCAUAAUAGGAGUGGAGAGCAUGCACAAAUACUGUUUUGUGUUUGCUUUGGGAUACCUCACAGUGUGCCAAAUCACUAGAGUCUAUAUCUUUGAUUAUGGACAAUAUUCUGCUGAUUUUUCAGGCCCGAUGAUGAUCAUCACUCAGAAGAUCACCAGUUUGGCUUAUGAAAUUCAUGAUGGGAUGGUUCGAAAGGAUGAAGAACUGACUCCAUCACAGAGGGGCUUGGCUGUAAGGCGCAUGCCAAGCCUCCUGGAGUAUGUAAGUUACAACUGUAACUUCAUGGGCAUCCUGGCGGGCCCACUCUGCUCUUACAAAGACUACAUUACUUUCAUUGAAGGCAGGUCGUACCACAUGACACAGUCAGGUGAAAACGGAAAAGAAGAGGUGCAGUAUGAGAGAACAGAGCCAUCUCCAAACGAAUCCGUGGUUCAGAAACUCCUGGUGUGUGGGCUCUCCUUGCUCGUUCACUUGACCAUCUCCAACAUGUUGCCUGUGGAGUACAACAUUGACGAGCGCUUUCAAGCCACAGCUUCAUGGCCAACCAAGAUUACCUAUCUGUACAUGUCUCUACUGGCUGCCAGACCUAAAUACUAUUUUGCAUGGACCUUAGCUGAUGCUAUUAACAAUGCUGCAGGCUUUGGUUUCAGAGGAUAUGACAGAAAUGGAGCAGCUCAUUGGGACUUGAUUUCCAAUUUGAGAAUUCAGCAAAUAGAGAUGUCAACAAGUUUCAAGAUGUUUCUUGAUAAUUGGAAUAUCCAGACAGCUCUUUGGCUCAAAAGGGUGUGUUAUGAACGGGCCUCCAUCAGUCCAACCAUCCAGACUUUCUUUCUCUCUGCCAUUUGGCAUGGGGUAUACCCAGGAUACUAUCUGACCUUUUUAACAGGGGUAUUGAUGACAUUAGCAGCACGAGCUAUGAGAAACAACUUUAGACAUUAUUUCCUCAAAACUCCCCAACUUAAAUUAUUUUAUGACAUCAUAACAUGGGCAGUAACUCAAAUAGCAAUAAGUUAUACAGUUGUGCCAUUUGUGCUUCUUUCUAUAAAACCAUCAUUCACGUUUUACAGCUCCUGGUAUUACUGCCUUCACGUCUGUAGUAUCUUAGUAUUAUGGUUGUUGCCAGUGAAAAAGACUCAAAGAGGAAAGAAUAUACAUGAAAACCAUCAGCUCUCACAGUCCAGAAAGGUUGACGAAAGAGAAAAUUCUUUGGGAGAGGACAGUUUCUCCACAAGAAACAGCAUUUGCAAUCAGAACCAAGAAAAAGCCUCUAGACCAUCUUCAUCAAGGCAGUGAUGGGGAGGCCUUCCUGCUGACUGCCUUUCUUGUGUUGACAGAAACCAGUCUUAGCACCUUCGCAAGGGGUUUGUGUUUGUUUGAAAAGAGAUUAACGGGGGAAAUGGGACAGCUAUAGGUAGGGAAUUUCCUGUAAACCAGAUUGGAAACGGAAAGAAGCAGCCCUCCCAUGCCAUGUCCCUGUGGGCCACGCCUUACAUAAAAAUAUUUUCAUAUUUCAUGGGGCAUUCCGACCUCAGCAUAUGUCCACAAGGUCAUAUGUGUGCCCUGUUGCCGAAUGUAU
This is a messenger RNA of Marmota flaviventris (yellow-bellied marmot), 1846 nucleotides long. It is a transcript of the gene Mboat2, whose product is annotated as membrane bound glycerophospholipid O-acyltransferase 2. Gene Ontology annotation, biological process: lipid modification. Gene Ontology annotation, molecular function: acyltransferase activity. The record is from RefSeq and is a predicted model, not a curated record. Gene Ontology annotation, cellular component: membrane. NCBI's taxonomy places the organism in Eukaryota, Metazoa, Chordata, Mammalia, Rodentia, Sciuridae.